Messenger RNA from Coprinopsis cinerea okayama7#130, 1323 nucleotides. RefSeq lists its product as hypothetical. The transcript has a single exon. Lineage: Eukaryota; Fungi; Basidiomycota; Agaricomycetes; Agaricales; Psathyrellaceae. The coding region runs from base 1 to 1323 and encodes 440 amino acids. The record is from RefSeq and is a predicted model, not a curated record.
AUGACAUUCAUCCUUCUCUCUGCGGGAUCAAAUGCCCAAGGACAACUAGGGCAUUCGGAGAACGAAGAUGCCCACACUUUCCAUCCCUGCCUUUUCCAUGACCAGCCGCCAGGAUCCCUGCCUAAUGGCCCAUCCACACGCGUACUCGAGAUAGCUGCAGGAGCUAACCAUACGCUUGCCCUCCUUGAGAAAGACGAAAACACAAAAACGGACCUUUCAAAAAGGAGGGAGAUAUGGGCCUGUGGCGACGGACGCCGAGGACAGCUGGGACCGCAACUGCAAGAUUCGUCUCGCCGCCCUCGAACGGACAUCUUUCGAAAGCUCGAAUUUGAUCGGGAAGGGCUGGGGGAAUACCAUCCCAAAGCCAUCGCUGCUGGCUGGGAAACUUCUUAUGUGGUCAUGUCCUCCCUUGACCCAACCAAGGAUGAUAUUUGUUUCUCCUUUGGCUCGAACGACUUCGGAGACCUUGGAACUGGUGAAGCGGCCACGAGCACCAUCAAACGGUCCGGUUCGACUGGAACAAAUGUACAACUUGUCUCGUUCAGCCAUCUCAGAGUCGAUGGUAAGCCACUGUCACAGUUUGGACCCCUCCGAAUCGAGUCCCUGGUGGCCAGUCAACAUCACGUCGCUGCCAUCCUCCGAGCGAACGAGACUAGAUUGGUCGUAGGCUGGGGUGCUUCCCGGCAUGGGCAAGUCGGACUCGUGGAGGCAGUCGGGCCAAAAGGCAAGGUGAAACCCAUAGCUAUCAUCGACAGGCCACGCAUCAUAUCCGUCGAUGAUCCCCACGAUCCCUUGGUCACUCUGUCUGUUGGGUCGCAGCAUACUGUCGUUCUGCACGCUUCAGGAAAAGUGGCCGGCUUUGGGUCGAACCGCAAGGGGCAAUUGAACCUUGGCGGGUUCGAAAAGGCGAAAAAUAUCGGCUGCACUUGGAACGGCACUUUCGGCCUCGUUGUGUCAGACGAGGGCAAUUCAAUAUACGGCGUCGGAAGCGAUACUCACGGGCAGCUGGGUCGCGGCGAGGGAGUGCCAGGUGACCAAGGAGCUUCUCAGCCAAGGCCCGCAGAUUUCCCCGAGUCAAUCGCAGGACAUAGGCCGCUGAAGCUGAGCUGCGGGACAGAGCACGUUUUGUCUCUAUGGACUGCAGUUGGCAAAGAGGAGACGGAAGUUUGGGGUUGGGGAUGGAACGAGCAUGGAAACCUUGGAUUAGGGAGCACUGAUGAUAUCCACCGGCCAACCAAGAUAUGGCCGAGAGAAGGUACUGUUGGUACUGUGGUGGAUAUUUGGACGGGGUCUGGGACAAGCUGGAUACUCUGUAAGAAGUAG